This is a messenger RNA of Miniopterus natalensis, 2157 nucleotides long. The record is from RefSeq and is a predicted model, not a curated record. Lineage: Eukaryota; Metazoa; Chordata; Mammalia; Chiroptera; Miniopteridae.
GUGUUGCUCUCUACCUUAGUUAGGAAGGAGGCUUGAGUGAAGUGUUGUAUAACCUUUAACCUUGUCUGAAAAGUAUUAGAUGAUCAAUAAGUGCUCCCCACCACCCCCCACCCCGUACUCGCUCCGUUUUAUAAGAGAGAGUGGUGAGGGACAAGAGCAAUUUGUAGGGCAGGCAUUUGUAUUAACGUCUUAAAAAAUCCUAAGACAAAGCAGGGAAUAGAUGUAACAUUUGGGAAUGCGGAGCUCUGUGUGCCAGAUUCAAACUUCUGAAAUAGUAACUCAACUUCUUAAUUUUUUUCUUUAAGACCAGAGACUGUCUGGGGUCCCUGUUCUGUGACCUCUGAUUGGUACACGGACCUGAAGCUGUCUGCGUCUGGCGAUGCACAGUUGGGUGGAACUGGAAAGCAGAUUUACCCGAGUGCUUUUCCUCACUGCUGUUCUGCUGUGUUUUCUUUCUAGACCCAGCAUGAGCGAAGUUCCCUGCAAGAAGCGUGAGGAUUAUUUGGAAUGGCCCGAGUAUUUCAUGGCCGUGGCCUUCCUGUCGGCACAGAGAAGCAAAGAUCCAAAUUCCCAGGUCGGAGCCUGCAUCGUGAAUGCAGAGAACAAGAUCGUGGGGAUCGGGUACAACGGAAUGCCGAAUGGGUGCAGCGAUGACCUCUUGCCUUGGAGGAGGACAGCGGAGAGGAAGCUGGACACCAAAUACCCUUACGUGUGCCACGCCGAGAUGAACGCCAUCAUGAACAAGAACUCGGCCGACCUGAAGGGCUGUGCCAUCUACGUGGCCUUGUUUCCGUGUAAUGAGUGCGCCAAGCUCAUCAUUCAGGUAUCAAAGAAGUUAUAUUCAUGUCCGAUAAAUACCAUGACAGCGAGGAGACCACCGCUGCGAAGCUCAUGUUUUAUAUGGCCGGGGUUACCUUCAGGAAAUUCACACCCAAGUGUAGCAAGAUUGUCAUUGACUUUGAUUCCAUUGACAGCAGUCCCGGUCAGAAGCUUCAGUGAGCUACAUCUCAUUAAACCGCCAAAGAUUGGGAUUUACCCUCUUCUAAGGAGCCGCAAGUGCCUUUCAUCUCAAAGUUACACCUUACUUUUCAAUACGUAGACAUCUGAGGAACAGAAAGCCUCCGUUCGCCCCGACUCUCUCUCCUGCCACGUAGAAUCUGCAUCCGAUUAAGCUAUUGAUUUAGGGUUUAAGAUAAAGGAGCCUGUGGACGGCCCUUCUGGAGGGGCUGGGGUGGGGUGCCAUGUGCCGGUUUGCUAGGGUGCUGGUGGCUCUGCAGAAGAGUGUCAGUUGCUGUCACUGCGCGUCACAGCUGCUGCAGGCGGCUGCAUGUGCUGAAAGGACAAAUAAAUAAUCGCCGUGUUGCCAGCAGGAUGAGCUGACGCUGAUGUGAACAUCUGGCCCAAAUGAGGCAGAACGUGUAGUGCCCUUGGAAAAAAAGGAGGGCCCACAUGGCAGUGGCACGAGAGUGUUUGCUUUAGAGAGUCGGAAACAGCCACCCACCCACCCAGGAAACCUGGAGAGGGCGGCACCUGCGUCCUGAGUGGGUGGGCGAAGCUGGGCUCUGGACACUUCCUCUGCUUUUGCUGUCCUGCCCCCCACAGGGUAGUGGCAUACUGUCCCUCAGAGGGUGGGGACCCCUUUGUUUUUAUGUCUCGUUUUUGGUUUGUGGGUCACACGUUAGAGUUGUUCCCGGAGCUGUGGGGCGGGGAUUGUGGGUGGGCGGGGCCAUCGCAGGUCUUCCCGAGUAAAUUGAUUCCUGUGCUGUAGGUGAGAUCUGAGGAAAUUCAGGCCCCUCCAGGGCAGCUUAUACCGGAUCUGGUGAUGGGACCUCAUUUCUGCUCCUGGCACCGUGCGUUUCUGCAUGGACCCAAAUUGCACCUUCCUGUCACUGACUCGGGUGGAGGGGGGACAUCACACGCACACGCGUGGCUGUCCACCUGCCUUUAAUCCCACUUAAUUUUUACUAAACAUGCUCAGUACCUUUGCUGAGAAAGUGGUUUCUUUAUCCUAAAGAUUUGUACUAUUUGAAAGCGCUCUUGUAUUUUUAUGUUUUUAUUUUGUCUCUGAGGGUUUGUACUCCAGAUUCCCGGGCAUUUUGUAAUUUGACUCCUUACUGAUGUUAUCAAAAUCUUAUUAAAACCUACCCCAGCGAAGUA